Molecule: messenger RNA, 3522 nt
Organism: Oncorhynchus kisutch (coho salmon)
Lineage: Eukaryota; Metazoa; Chordata; Actinopteri; Salmoniformes; Salmonidae
Product: zinc finger protein 37-like
Exons: 6
Coding region: 213-1967 (584 amino acids)
Biological process (GO): regulation of gene expression
Cellular component (GO): nucleus
Source: RefSeq, a predicted model, not a curated record
AAAGAAGAAGUAAACGGAAGUGAGCAGUGACUGAGAACAAGUUCCACGUUAGCGUUUUUAUUGUUAUUUAGACGCGUAUUAAUAACACCCUGGAACUCAACAUAUGACUCCUUUAGCUGCACAGCAUCACAUACAUGGUACUGUUUAAUUCGCGUUAGAGACAGGACUUGGUUGAUAUAUGUUAUCUAGGUAACGCUAGCUAGCUGCUAACAAUGUCAAACUGUAUGGUUUUUCACACUCAAAUAGCCUCCGUCAUGGAGGUGCUAGCAAAUGCAGCCGUGGCAGAGAUCUGUAAACUCGUAGACGACGACUAUGCAGUGUUUCGUUUGGAAAUAACUCAAAGCCAGAAAGAAAACAGGGGAUUACGGAGGAAACUACAGCUGCUGGAAUUGAAGGUGGCACGGGAACGCGCAGAGAGAACCAAUAGGGUCAAGAUCCUCGACCGACACGGAGCAGGAAUGCCAAGAGGUGAAGGACAUCUCACUGGAGGCCACAGGAGCUUUGUGAAUCCAGUGGGACACCAUACAUGGAGAGAUGACCAACCAAUCACUGUUGAUGAGGGGAGUGGAACCUCAACCCAGCACGUUAUCAUGAUAGAGUCUGCAGAGGCUGCAGGUCUUGGUGUCAAGCAGGGUCGGACUGAAGAAGAGGAGCCACAACACAGCAGAGACAUCCAGACUGGAGUACCCCCUGUAGCCACGGAGGACCCCACCCCUGUCGCUCGACGAAGCAUCACGGAGGAGGAGGAGGGUCUGGAGGUGCUGCUGGUGAAGGAGGAGGGGUGUGAGGAGGGUCUGGUGAACCCUGAGGGUACCAUGGUCAUGGAGGACAACCAGACAAAAACUCCUCCAGAACCCACAGAGGAACCAGCUGAAGAGCACAGGACCACAUACAGUCUCACUGAGCCAGUAGACAUGGAGGAUGGGAAGCCUGAUCUACUGCUAGUCAAAGAGGAGGCAAUAGAAGACGGACCAGAGAGCAUUGAUCUGCUGAGUGGACUAAAGAUGGGGGAUCAAGGUGGUUGGCAGGAGGCUAACAGAGGAGACUGGGUGGCCAUCUUGGAUUCCCAGACCCAGACAGGUGCAGCUAAGGCUCUAGGGAACAACAUCACUGAGCAGGCCAGGACCAGAGGUGGCAUAGUGGAGGUCAGUGGAUGGGACAGCAUCCUCAACUCUGGGCUGGGGAACAACACUGUUAACCACAACCAGAAACAGACAGUGGAACACAAAACAACUGAACAUAGUCUCCAUGACAACAGAAUGGCUGAGACUAGGGCGAGGCGUAGAUUUGGUCUGCAGGUACGAGGUGGUGUCCGUAUGGGAACAGACACUGACUCGGCUAGCGAUGCUCCGUCCUGCUCCUAUAAUUGUGAUUCAGAGAGACUGAUGACGCCUCAGGUUAACCCCCUAACAGGUGCUGCCUUCAGCCUGCCUUCUAUAGGAUCUAUCAACUGGAACAUGGACCCUGCAACAGCACAGACACUCCCUGGCCUUCAUUCUCCUCACACUCUCCUGUUAAACCAGACCUCAGACAAUGCCAGUGCCUCAACACUGAAUGGCUACACAAGCCCAUUGACAAAUGACAGUAGUAGCAAUGCUAUCAGUAGAUCUGGUGGCAAAGAGAAGCGCUUCCCGUGUUCGUUCUGUGGGAAAGCCUUCAGUUUCCCCAAACAGAUGGAGAUCCACCAGAGGAUGCACACAGGGGAGAAACCUUUCGGCUGCCACCUUUGUCGGGCCAGUUUUUCACAAUCAUUCAGCCUGAAGAGGCACCAGAGAGUCCACACAGGGGAGAAACCCUACAGCUGUCCCCAGUGUGAGAAGAGGUUCUCCCACCAGCACCAUUUGAAGGUGCACCUGAAGAUCCACACGGGAGAGAGGCCAUUCGCCUGUACGCACUGCGGGAAGAGGUUCUCAGAGAGGAGAUAUCUCAGGAUACACCAGCAGCAAAUGCACAUAGCCCAUGUAUAGAGUACAGUGACAUGUAUGUAGUACUAGUUUGUUUGUUUGUUUAGUUAAUUCUGUUGAUUUUGGAUGUAGUAGGGAACUGGAUGAGGUGAACUGAGGAAAGAAUGAGUAUAAUGUGUGAUGGUGUCUGUAAAAAAUCUUUCACUGAUUAAGACUAACAAUUUUGUCCUGUUUUGAAAUGAGGAAAUUAUUUGGCCUUAUGUUUACUUGGCAUGAAGAAGUGAAGCUGUGUGUAAUGUUGAACUUUUUCCAAAGCAUUCUAAAAUGUAUUUCAUCAAAGCGAGGUUUCCAGAUUUACAGAAAAGGUACUGUUCACUUUUCUCACUAUGGUUUCUACUUGUCACGUAUCGUUUUUUAUAAUAAAAGUACUGAUCUGAACUUGCACGUAUGCGAGCGUAUGACCAUUUUGUUGAAAUUAAAUACAAAAUUGACUCUGUGCUGACUGACUUGGUUAUUUUUUGGUCAUUGCAGGGACUGAGUUUUCCUUAGCUCAGUCGGACCAAAACAUUAUACUUAAUUUUUAAAUGAACACUUUUGGAUAUUAUUUUUUUUACAAUAAACUCUAAUGGCUCCAUAUUGUACGGUACUUGAAUCAGUGUUAGAGGCUUGACUGUGGUUAAUAUUUCAUAUGUCAUAAUAUUAAUAUUAUAUAUAUAUAUGUUAAGAGUUUAAUAUAUAAACCUUUAUGCUUUUCUGUUCAAUGUGUUUUACAGUCUGCAAUCCGUGAUGACCUGCUGAUAUCUAGUAUUGCUGGCGGGAGAGACUGGACCACUGAAGUGGCUGGCCACAAUCCCUGGCCCUGGAUCAAAAGCCUUCGCUCUUUCUUCCCGAGUCGGAACAAGGACCCAACCGCGAGUGACCGAGACUUCAACACAACCAGUGGACAGGUGGACUGAACAACCUCCAGUCCUGGUGGUCAUCAGAGAGACAGAGGCUCCAGUCAGGGAUUCAGUCUCAGUGCAUGGUUAUCCCACAAAUACAAACAGGGGCAGGUUGAGUGUUCACCAUGAGUUACCUAGUCUAUAACACAGAACACAAUCCCAACACCCAGAGGUCAAGGAGGGAGCUCAAAGACUAACCCCCUGAAAGUGAUGGCUGCUGCUUCUACCUCUUCUGGUGUCAUUGGGUCACAACGUGGGAGGCUGAACAUUUGGACGGAUGCUGUCAAGCUGUAUUCCUGCCCUAAUUGUGGGAAGUGCUUUGCUGAGGCGCCAGACCGUUCACACCAAGGAGAGGCCCUUCAAGUGCAAACUGUUAAAGCUUCUCCUUCCAGAGUAGCCUUAUCAGACAUAGGAGUGUCCACAAUGGAGAGAAAUUGUAGCAGUGCGGCUUGAUGUACACUGGAUGUCUGGGAACUAUUCUUUAGCUAAAAUAUUAUAGUCAUCAUGUGAAGUGUCUUGGGGUUACAGGGUAAUCAACCACAUACCCCUCAUUAACCAUUUGGUAACUUGUCAUUUGAAACAUUUGUUCUUAGAGAGACAGUAAAUCUAGGCAAGAACAGGACAGUUAAAUUCACCUUACUGAGGUGAUGUAGAUGGAAUAAAGUCAUUUUAUUAUU